UAUAUAUAUAUAAGUACAAGUGAAGCUGCUCUGCUGCCGUAAAUGAUGCCUGCACUGCGUGAUAUUUACGCUGCAGAGAUCAGAGGGCUGUGGUGUGUUGUUUCACACUGUUUUGUGCCUUAGAGCAUAUAUUGCUCUGAGUUUUGUGCAUAACUUUUUUUUUUUUUUAUUAUUAUUAUUUUUAUCUUCAAGUGUUUUUAUUUUUUCUUUGUUACAUUUUGUGGGUAGUAUUUUAUAUUCCUUUGGGAACGUGCAUCAACGAGAUGCUGCACUAGUGUCUUCGAUAUCAAAAUGAUGAAGAAUAUUCGGGACUAACAAGACACAGCACAGUACUUUUAUGCCCGUAUUCCGUAUACCCAUGUGACGUACAGUAGUAGGAUAUAUAGUAUAUACAUAGAAGCAUCAGCGAUGUUCCGUCCCGGCUGCCGCUUUCUUGCAACUCAUCGGACUGCGGCAACUAAUCACACUUAUUACACCGCUGCAUCAUCGCUUGAACUGCCGCCGUUGCUUCUGGGUCUCGCCGUCGCGUAGCGGACGUAACGUGCGAGAGAAAAACAAUAACGAUCGACGCCUCUCUUCUAACAUGCAUUAGGAGAUUUGGAGCUGCAGAGAAGCGGGAGGAUGAGCGUUUUUCUCCUGCACACGUCGUCGAGUUUUUCUUUAUCUUUGCGACACGCGAGAACUGAUUUACUUUGACCGUUCGGUCGAGGCUGUUGCUUUUGCCGCUUGGCUGUUGCUUGAUAAUAAAAAAAAAAAAAAAAAAACGCUGUGUUUGACAUUUCGUUCGUACUGUAAUCACUGACAUGGAUUCCCAGCCGAUUACUGUGCCACCAUCGGGGGAGCACAGCAGCAGCAGGAGGACGCAGUCCAUGUCCCAUCCACCCAAUGUUGGAAGCCUCGCUGGAGAUGUGCUCAAGACCAUGACUCCACCAGGGACCGGUCGAUCCUCGGCUGUGUUGGAGGAGAAACUGAUCCGACGCGGCAGCAGUCAAGUGCAGCCUGUACUGAUUAAGCCUAUUUCCAAGGAGUCGCUCAUGGCCAACAGUAGUACGUGGGCCGACUCGCCAGCACCACCUCUGUCGCCAGGAUUGGGUGGUGUUUUUCCUACGACCGGGGAAAGCAGUCCUAAAGCUGACGCAUCGGAAAAAAUGAACGAAUCAGGAUGCAAAUUGACAAGGAAGGAGUCUUACAAAGCACAACGAAAAAAUUACAGGAUGGAGAAGAAGCGCGUUGCCGAGGAACUUCUCAGUUCGCUCAAGGAUCCCACGGUGGUCGUCAUGAGCGACUGGUUGAAAGUCAGAGGGACACUCAAGAGCUGGACCAAAUUGUGGUGUAUUUUAAAACCAGGACUGCUUUUGCUCUACAAAAGCCCCAAGAUUAAAAGCAAUCAUUGGGUGGGCACCGUUUUGCUGAACACUUGCCAAGUUAUCGAGCGUCCAAGUAAAAAAGAUGGUUUCUGCUUUAAGCUGUUCCAUCCGCUUGAACAAUCAAUCUGGUUGCCUCGUGGCCCGGAAAAAGAAGCCAUUGGCGCCGUCGUCCAACCGCUACCAACGUCAUACCUGAUUUUCCGAGCUCCGUCCCAAGCGGCGGGCAAGUGCUGGCUGGAUGCUCUAGAGCUGUCGCUACGCUGCUCGUCACUGAUAGUCAGGUCAACGAGUGUAAUACCUAGAUCGCCGCAGCACGAUUCAACGCUAACGACUCACGAGACGCAGUGGAGCGAAGCCGAUUACGAGAAGCACUUUGAAGGACAUGAUCCCUUGCUGUCCCGACGCGGCCGCCGCGCACGAGCAGACCUCGAGGACACCGUCAGCCAGUCGGCCGAGAACGGCAUGGCCGCGGACGCGGAGAUCAGUCCCACGGACAGCGAAUCCGACGACGAGGAGCACAACAAGGAGGACGACGACGCCGAGCUGCAGCAACCCAUCAACGAGACCCCCUACGUCGCCCAGGAGAACGAGGUCUUUGGCAUGGCCGGCGAGGUCGUCGCUGAGCUUCAAGAAGAGCAAAAGUCCCUCAUCUGGUUCCUCAUAAAGCAAGUGCGCCCGGGCAUGGAUCUGUCCAAGGUCGUCCUGCCGACGUUCAUCCUCGAGCCACGUUCUUUUCUCGAAAAACUCGCCGACUCUUAUUACCACGUGGAUCUCCUGUCGCAAGCAGUUCUGGAAGAUGAUGCGUUCACGCGCAUGAAGGCAGUUAUCAAGUGGUAUUUGUCGGGUUUCUACAAAAAACCGCAGGGCCUGAAAAAACCUUACAACUCGCUCCUGGGAGAAACGUUUCGGUGCUACUGGCAGCAUCCCAAUGGGUCGCGCACUUUCUAUUUGGCCGAACAGGUCUCCCAUCAUCCGCCGAUCUCCGGCUUUUACGUGACCAAUAGGCAGGAUGGCUUUACCAUAAGUGGAUCCAUUAUCGCUAAAUCUAAAUUUUACGGCAAUUCUACGUCCGCCAUACUUGACGGGACAGCUGUGCUGACUAUGCUCCCGCGCGGCGAAGAUUAUACAAUGACCAUUCCCUACGCACACUGUAAGGGUAUUCUGAUGGGAACCUUGUCCAUGGAGCUUGGAGGAAAAAUCAAUAUAGUGUGCGAAAAGACCGGCUACAAUUGUGAACUCGAAUUCAAACUAAAACCUUUUCUCGGAGGUGCGGAUCAAUUGAACAUGGUAUCGGGAAGAAUAAAGCUCGGAAAAGAAACUCUUGCCAAUAUUAGUGGUUACUGGGAUGGUCAGAUCAUGAUCACAGAUAAGCGAACAGGCCAAGAGAGCGUCUUCUUCAAUCCAACGCCCGAUGUUCGCAAGACUCGAUUGAAGAAGUAUACUGUGCCGCUGGAAAAUCAGGGCGACUGGGAGAGCGAAAAAUUGUGGCUAGAAGUAUCAAAAGCAAUAAAUAACGAUGACCAAACUAUGGCGACCGAAGCCAAAACUGCGCUGGAGGAGGCGCAGCGCGAACGAGCCAAAGAGAGGAAAGCCCUCGGCCAAGAGUGGAUACCCAAGCACUUUGUUCAAGACAUUAUAACGGGCAACUGGGUAUACCGUCACGCCGACAUCCGUCCAUGGGAUUCGAGAAAUGAUGUUGUGCAAUACGAGCACGAUUACAUCAUUAGCACAAAGACGCGACACAAAACACCAAUCAUGCGUACCGGGAGUAUUGUUUCUAUGGAGCCACAGUCUCAGGUUCCAUUGUUACUUGCCGAGUCACGUUCCUCGUUGUCGGUCCUGAAGUCUUCAAAGCGCCAACUCACAAACAAUCAUCCCGAAUCCACCGAAGCAGCGCACGACUCGGCUAGUUCUUCCGACGCGGCACACUCCGACUCGAGUCAGUCAGUUGGCAAACGACGACGUUCGAUAGCUAGAGUAACAAAUAUGGUUAAGCAUGUGGAGGAAAGGCUUCAUCAGCACUCAGAGAAGCUGGACAAUAUACAGCGUCUAUUGGAGCAAUCCUCGGUACGUCAGAGAGCUGCAAGAGACAGGCUCAGCGGCGGACGUUUAACCAAACACCUGACGGACACAUUGAUCGUCGUUCUAGUUGUCUUUAUCGCCCAAUUUAUCAUGAGGUUUUGGAGUAGCAACUCGGUCAAGGCCGCAGACUUGUAGUGAUUUUCCUAUUAAGCAUCGGUUCGAUAUUAUUCGUUGACUCGACUCGAUCGUAUUAUUGAUCGAACCGGUCGGCAUCUUGUUUUCACCCUAGUCGCUAGCCAAAUACGGCGCAAAUAUAUCUCUCGAGAGUUAGUCAGUUGCGAGGUAUAUUAAUAUCAUUACUAUUAUCAUAGUUAUCAUUUAUAUUAUUAUUAUUUUCAUCAUGUAUUACAAUAAGGUGGGUCCUAAUUUUGCUUUUCCGUGAUUUAAAUUUUGGCUUCCCUAAAAGUGAUUUGAGAGAAAACCAGUUUUUCCACUUAGUUUUUAGGGUAUAUACGUGUUAUUUUUCGACAAGUCUUAGUAUUACUGUAAAUUGCGGUACUAGAUGUAGAUUUAAACAAAUACUUUUUUGCAUUUUUCAGCAAAAAAACUCAUAUUUUUUAUUUCUACUUUUUAAACAGAAGAAUAUAUAAACUAAAUAUCAAUUGGAUGUUUAUCUUCAACUAGUUGACAGCAAUAAAAAUAAACUUUUAUGAGGAUGCUUGUAGCAUUAUGGUAUACAGGUUUAUGCGAGAUUCUUGAAAAUCAAUCAAUAGGCCACAAUGCAACUAAUAAUACGUGAAAUAAAAAAUAUACUAUGACGAAAGCAUAGUAUGAACUUGUUGCAGCUAUUACAAGUCAUCGCAAAUAUUCUUUUUUUUAUAGUGUGUAAACUAAAACAUACAAAUAUCGUGACCUUAGAUGAUACAUAGGAUAGGACGCGAAUAAAAUUCCAGUGUUGGCUCAAGGUCCUCUACUUACUUCUCGUAUUUUCAAACAAUAGCAUAAAAUGGAAUUUUUUGCUCUCCACAAGUUUGAUAGCUUAAAGAUAAAAAUAUUAGAAGACCGAAUAUUCCGAGUGUACUGCGUGAGCUCAACACUUUUUCCAUUUUUCACAAAUUCUUUUUCAAUAACUUUGUACGACUUUUCGAUUAAUGUGUGUAUUAAAAGUAAGAAAAAGAAUAAGAAGCGUAAGAUAAUGAAAGUUUAACCUAAGAGAAUUUGAUUUGUACCUUUACUUUUUGAAUUUUCCGCACCUUAUUUUAUUGCAAAGUGUAAAAAACGCUGUUUUUUAUUUUUAAGAGAAAAAACAUACCGAGCUUAAUAAUGACCAGUAUAUACACUAUGUUUGUUUUUAUUUUUCUUGAAAUGUAUAUAAUUGGGUGCUUUUUUGGUUGAAUGUAUUGCAAGUUUAAAGUACAGAUCGAGAUAUAAAUAGUUAAAGAGAGGCAUUUACGGGCAAGAAACUACUUAUAUUUUGUCGUUACAAGGAUGCUCCUAUCAAUAGUUUAAAGUAGUAUUUUACAAGGGAUUUCCAUCUGGUUUUGUCAUCUCUUUUUCUUCCCUUGCAUUUUCAAAGUAUUCGUUUAAUAUGAUUAUUUCAUUUGAUUGGGAGUAUCAGGCUCAGUGAUAUAUGUUUGUGUGCUUGCCCAUAUAUGUAUAUUACGAUAUGGAGUUUUUAAUUGCUUGUUCCAUUAUGUAAAAGUAUCCGGAUCAAUCGUAAAACUCGUUUACGCGCUUGAAAAAACGAAAAAAAAAAAUAUGAUCUGAAAUUCUGAAUUAAAAAAAAAAAUAAUGAGCUUUUCGAGGCCAUAACGAGUUUUAAUUUCCGGCUGCUCUGUUUAUGUUGUUUUAUUUGUGUUGAUCUAAUAAAUAUUUUUUUUAACAUA
This is a messenger RNA of Copidosoma floridanum, 5275 nucleotides long. It is a transcript of the gene Orp8, whose product is annotated as Oxysterol-binding protein-related protein 8. Gene Ontology annotation, molecular function: cholesterol binding. Gene Ontology annotation, cellular component: membrane; cytosol; cortical endoplasmic reticulum. NCBI's taxonomy places the organism in Eukaryota, Metazoa, Arthropoda, Insecta, Hymenoptera, Encyrtidae. The record is from RefSeq and is a predicted model, not a curated record.